Messenger RNA from Cryptomeria japonica (Japanese cedar), 3256 nucleotides. RefSeq names its product receptor kinase-like protein Xa21. Bases 27 to 3062 code for a protein of 1011 amino acids. Gene Ontology annotation, cellular component: plasma membrane. Gene Ontology annotation, biological process: protein phosphorylation; hormone-mediated signaling pathway. The transcript has 2 exons. The record is from RefSeq and is a predicted model, not a curated record. Gene Ontology annotation, molecular function: protein kinase activity; ATP binding; protein binding. NCBI's taxonomy places the organism in Eukaryota, Viridiplantae, Streptophyta, Pinopsida, Cupressales, Cupressaceae.
UAAAGUUGUAUAAGCAAGAAAUAGAGAUGAAGAUGAAGUUGGCUUGUCUUCUAUUCUUCUUUAUGUUUGUACUUCCUCUCUCCCUUUCUUCUCCUUCCAAUCAUUCUGACGAAGAAGCUCUCUUGGCUUUCAAGCGCUCUCUUUCUUCAGACCCCCAAAAUUUCUUGCUCAAUUGGUCUCCUCAGCACUCUUUCUGCAAUUGGACUGGUGUUUUCUGUGCUUCUCGUCAUCAAAGGGUAUUUUCAUUGAAUCUCACUGGUAUGUCUUUGUUGGGACCUAUUUCUCCUUUCCUUGGCAAUCUUUCUUUUCUUAGAGUACUUGAUCUCAAAGCUAACAACUUCCAAGGUCAUAUUCCACCUCAAUUGGGUAGGUUGUUUCGCCUUAGGAUUCUUAAAUUGUCCAGAAACAGAUUGGAAGGUUCCAUUCCCUCUGCUCUGGCGGGUUGUCAUUCUUUGCAACAACUCAUCCUAACCUUUAACCAUCUUACGGGCAGCAUUCCCUCCGAUCUUGGUCUUCUUUCACAUUUAGAGAACCUUUGGCUUGGAGCAAAUCAAUUGACAGGGACAAUCCCACCUUCCUUAGGAAACAUCUCCUCCUUAACCUUCAUGGAUUUGGGGGAGAACAAACUACAUGGUGGUAUUCCUAUGGAAUUAGGUGACCUUACUCAACUCACAAUUCUUGCUCUUGACAACAAUAACUUAAGAGGAGUGAUUACCCUUGCCCUUUUCAACUGUACUCUUCUCCAAAACUUAUCAUUAUAUGAUAAUGAGUUAAGUGGCAACAUUCCCUCGGAGUUUGGUAAACUUUCAGUGUUUCAAUCUUUGUUAUUAACAAGAAACCAACUUACUGGAGAAAUCCCAACGUCCCUCUUUAAUUGUACUCAACUAUAUGUGCUUGAUUUAUCUUAUAACCAUUUAAUUGGCAAGCCACCGUUAGAGUUUGGUAAUUUACAUCAACUUCAAAAGCUUAGUUUGGGGGUAAAUCAUCUUGUGAGUGGUAGCAAUGAUUUAUCUCUUCUUACAGUCUUGACUAAUUGCUCCUCUUUAAAAAAUCUAGAAUUAUCUUUUAAUUAUUUCACUGGUAUUUUGCCCUCUUCUAUUAGUCAUCUAUCAAGCCAACUAUCUGUUUUUCAUUUGUCUUCCAAUAAAAUUGAGGGAAGCAUACCAAUUGGCAUUAGCAACCUUACAAUGAUGGAAUACUUGGAUUUAUCUGACAAUCAUUUCAAUGGAACUAUUCCAUCUUCACUUAGUCAACUUCCUAGGCUUGAAAGAUUGUAUCUAGAAAAAAAUAUUUUAUAUGGAAGUAUUCCAAAAGAAUUAGGUCAAGCAAAACAUGUGGGAGUAUUAUCAUUGAGUAGAAACAAGCUUUCAGGGAAAAUUGCAAAUAGUCUAGGUAAUCUUCUACAACUAAGGAAUCUUUAUCUUGACCAUAAUCAAUUAUCAGGAAAAAUACCUGCCAGUUUAGGGAGAUGUCGAAAUUUGGAGCUCAUCGACUUGUCUCACAACAAGCUAAGGGGAAACAUAUCCCCAGAAAUAGCAGGUCUUCAAAAUCUCCUAUUUUAUUUCAAUAUUUCCAACAAUUUCUUGCAAGGUUCUCUUUUAGAAAUGAGCAAAAUGGUGAUGGUCCAAGCUAUAGAUGUGUCUGUCAACAACUUCUCAGGUGAAAUUCCAGCUGCACUAUCAAGUUGCAAAAACUUGCAAUAUUUGAAUCUUUCAUGGAAUUCAUUUUAUGGCCCAAUACCAGCAUCACUUACACAACUCAAAAACCUUGAAGAUAUUGAUUUGUCUUCAAAUAAAUUAACAGGUGAGGUUCCAAAAGGAGGAGUUUUUGCAAAAAUUAAUGAGUCAUCACUGAUGGGAAAUCCUAGCCUUUGUGGUAAGUGGAUCAAUUUGCAAGCAUGCUCCAAUUCUAAGCAGAGUCAUUUUUCUACCUCCAAAAAGUUGAUAGUACCAAUUGUGAUUGGUAUUGCAAUAUUUAUCAUAUCUAUUGCAAUCCUGAUUAUUUUCUACAAAAGGAGAAAUCAAAAUACCUUUGAUCUCAAUAUUUGGCCUAGAAGAAUUCUAUAUGAAGAACUUGAAGAUGCAACUAAUGGGUUUAAUGAAACCAAUCUAUUAGGAGUUGGUAGUUUUGGAUCUGUUUAUAAAGGGAUUCUCAACAAUGGUACAAAUAUUGCUGUUAAAGUUCUCAACUUACAAGAUGAAAAUGCUCUCAAAAGCUUUUACAAAGAAUGCAAUGUGUUAAAAAGAGUCAGACAUCGCAAUGUGAUCAAAAUUAUUUCAGCUUGUUCCAACCCUAAUUUUAAAGCACUUAUUCUACCAUUAAUGUCAAAUGGAAGUUUGGAGAAAUGGCUAUACCCUGAGGGAGUGGAUGAUUGUAGAUUAAAUUUUUCUAACAGGUUACAAAUAGCAAAGGAGAUAGCACAAGGAAUUGCAUAUCUACAUCACCAUUGCUUUGUCCAAGUCAUUCACUGUGACUUAAAACCAAAUAAUGUGUUGUUCGAGCAUGAUAUGACUCCAUAUAUAGCAGACUUUGGCAUUACAAGACUCCUAUUUGGAACUUCAAUAGAUUCAUUGACUUCUACAAAUGCACUCAAGGGAUCUAUAGGCUACAUUGCACCAGAAUAUGGAAUGGGUGGAAAUAUUUCCACAAAAGGAGAUGUGUACAGCUAUGGUAUCCUACUUUUAGAGAUGCUGACAAGGAGAAAACCUACAGAUGACAUAUUUGUAGAAGGAAUGAAUCUACCAAAAUGGGUAGGUAUAGAUUUUCCAAAUAGAAUCACAGAAGUGGUAGACAAUAGCAUGCUUAGAGAUGUAAAUGAACCUAGUUUAUCAAUGGUAUUGUCAUGCCUUACCCAAUGCAUGCAAGUAGGGUUGGCUUGUACAAGGGAGCUACCACAACAACGUCCAAAUAUGAUGGAGAUAGCUAAUAGAUUAGAAGAUAUAGAAAGGACAUUUCUUGGUACUCGAUCUUUUCAGUUGCCGAUGGAUAUCUCACCUUUUCUUGAGACUCAAAGUGGUCUAAGAAAUUCAAGAGAUGAAAAUUGGUCUACAUCUUCAUCUUAGCUCUUUACUCAAUUUGAUAGAAACUUUUAUUUAAUGUCGCCUAUUUUAAAUAUUUUUACUGUAAAGUGUAAUAUUUUUAAUUCUAUAAUAUUGUAAGGUUGUGAAGUUAUUGCAUGUUUAAUGCUUCUCCAAAAUGUAAGAUGUCCAAAGCUGUGUAAUUUCAUCCAUGUAUAAGGAAAAUAUAGUUUCUGAAU